Molecule: messenger RNA, 2364 nt
Organism: Diaporthe batatas
Lineage: Eukaryota; Fungi; Ascomycota; Sordariomycetes; Diaporthales; Diaporthaceae
Exons: 2
Coding region: 1-2364 (787 amino acids)
Molecular function (GO): FAD binding
Source: RefSeq, a predicted model, not a curated record
AUGCCCUCACCGAAAAUCGCAAUCAUCGGCGCAGGCCCAGUGGGCACCACGCUUGGGCGCCUGCUCAGGCGCCAGUCCCCUUCCACAUCUAUUACCAUCUACGAGAGCGAGCCUUCUCCAAACUACCGCAGUCAGGGCGGCACGCUCGACCUGCACACCGACACCGGGCUCGCAGCGCUCAGGGAGGCAGGACUGUGGGAAGAGUUCACGAAGCAUGCCCGCUACGACGGCGAGGCUCUCCUGAUGACAGACAAGAACCUCAAGCCAUUCUGGCAGGUCAAGCCAAGCGCCACGCCCGAGCAAAGAGGCGGUCACCUGGGCGGGCAGCGCCCCGAGAUCGACCGCGCCGCCCUCCGACAAAUCCUCAUCGAGAGCCUGCCAGCCGACAUGAUAACAUGGGGCCACCGCCUGAAAGAAGUAGUGCCCGGCACGCACCCACGGGACACCAAGCUCAUCUUCACCCUCGCGGACGGCAGCACGGCGACGGCGUCCGGCUUCGACCUGGUCGUCGGCGCCGACGGCGCGUGGAGCAAGGUCCGCAGCGCCCUGUCAGACGUCAAGCCGCACUUCGCAGGCGUCUCGAACCAGGCCUUCGAGAUCCCCGACGCGGCGGCCACGGCGCCCGAGGUCCACGCGCUCGUCAACCGCGGCAGCGUCUUCAGCCACGCGGACGGGCACAAGACGAACCUGCAGCAGAUGGGCGACGGCAGCAUCGUGGUGUACCUCAACUUCCGCACCGACGACGAGGACUGGUACCGGUUCCCCAAGCGCUGCGGGUUCGACGCGACCGACCUGGAGGCCUCCAAGGCCGCGGCCCUCGAGCGGUUCCGCGACUGGCACCCGCUCAUCAGGGAGGCUAUCUCGCGGACCCAGGGCCGCGCCGUGCCGCGCAGCCUGUACAUGCUGCCCGUGGGGUUUAGCUACGCCCACCGGGCCGGGAUGACGGUCGUCGGGGAUGCGGCGCACCUCAUGACGCCGUUCGCGGGCGAGCGCGUCAACGUCGGCAUGGAGGACGCGCGGAGGCUGGCUGCUGCGGUGGUGGCGGCGGGGGGUGACCUGGGAAAGCUGGACGACGGCGUCGCGGCGUUCGAGAAGGACAUGUUCUCACGGGCUGGCGAGUUUGCGGCACUGACCGAUACGAUGCUGCGCACGUGGUUCUUCACUGAGGACUGUCCGCGCUCUGUCGUCCCCAAGGCUUUGUCCACGCAUGCGAGCUUCUAUGCGCCGAGGCUGCUAAGACCGCUUGUGGGCGGGCUCGCGUAUUCUUUCUUUUCGGUGCGUCAGAUGCCUUGCGGCGUUCACUUGGUCGGUAGCAUCUGCCUCCCCUCUGCUGAAGAGGUCUUCCGCAAGACCACAUCGAUCCUACCAGGCCGCCUGCGGCGCAUCCCGGACGGGGAGACCGAGCACCGGCAGCAAUUCUGCGCAUUCCAGCGGGAUGUCUUCAUAGAAGCAGGAGCAUCGCAAGCCCUGCGCAAAUACGAUGCAGAGCGCAACCCACUUCCUUCCGACCCCGUCCCGGCGGAGGAGGUGGAGCAGCUGUUGCAGCACCUCCGCGAGCACCCCUUGCACACGAGAUAUGACACGCACGCCAUCGAGUCGUACGCCCUUUUCAACCAGCUCCGCGACGAGGGCGUGAUCGCGCCGGGGGUGCGGUUUCAAGUCAGCCUGCCCACGCCUAUCAACGUGAUGACCAUGAUCGCGCCGCCGUAUCAGGCCGCGCUCGAGCCGGUCUAUGAGGCCGCGUUGUUGCGGGACCUGCGCCGCAUAGAGGCGGUGGUGCCCGCUGGCGACCUCGCUGUGCAGUGGGACUGCGCGAUCGAAUUUGCCAUCCUCGAGGGGCUCGAGUACCCUUUGUUCCGGCCUUGGUUUGCGGGCGAGGGCCGUGACGCCGCGGCUCUGCGGGCGCACGUCGACGCGGCGCUGGUGCGGCUCGGGAGUGCGGUCGGGGCAGACACCGAGCUCGGGUUUCACCUCUGCUAUGGCGAUAUCGGCCACCGCCACUUCUGCGAGCCGCGCGAUAUGGGGUUGCUGGUCGACGUUGCGCGGGCGUUGCUGCGGGAUGUUGGGAGGCGGGUUGCUUGGCUUCACUUGCCUGUGCCCAAGGGGCGCGACGACGAUGCAUAUUUCGCCCCGCUGGAAGGCCUUGUGCCAGUCAUCGAGGAGGGCCAGACCGAGAUGUACCUCGGUUUGGUGCAUGUGGAUGAUGAGGAGGGGACACACAGGCGGAUCGAGGCAGCCUCCAGGGUGCUCAGCGCUUUUGGAGUUGGCACUGAGUGUGGAAUGGGGAGGACUCCGCCCGAGCACUUUGAUUCCAUCAUGACCGUAUCUGCCGCUGUUUCCUCUCCCGUUAGCAGGUCUACUUAA